UUUUGUUGUUGUUGCGAAAUAAGGAGCUUGCCAUUGCCAUUUAAGUCGUGUGCGUUAACGUGGAAAUAAAUUAUGCGGUGGUAGAGAAACUUGCUGUCGGCACUACUGUGAAGUUUGCUCUCACGCAAGAGAGGUAGCCAAAACUGCGUGGUGGUGAUGUUUCAUGUGACCUCACAUUUAUCAACAUAAACAAAGUAUUUGAAAAGUUUGCUCAUUAAUGUAAUCCUAAUCAGCGCAGGCAGCAAACGUGUUAUCAUGUCUUGUCAACAUACUUCGUGUGAACGAAGCUAACGGAACUGGAGUGGCGACGACUGAAGAGCGUAGACUAUUUUUUUUAUUGCUAACCUAGCCCGUCAGUGCCAGGCAGGCUGCCAUACGGUUGACAGUCUUGUCGUUGGCACUGCUGCCAGCUCCAACCAAAUAGCCACUUCGGAAGUAGCAAUUCUUGCUUGAAUAAUGGCGACACAGAUGUUCGAGAACGCACAAGGGACACUGCCAGGGGUUCACCCCGAGGGCCAUUGGUCCCCUUACUCUGAGAGCAUCAAUCAGCGUAUGCGGGUUCCUGAUCGGAUCCGGGUGGCCCCAGUACCACUACUGGAAGAGGACCAGAGACAGGAGGAGCGUCAUGCCUACACCAUGCACAUACCAGACAAGCUGGCACUCACAGAUGUUCCAGACCUCAGUGUGAGGCCGGUCCUGUCCAAGCACGGCCACACCUCUCUCUGGGAGAUGCACCAGAGCGCCUUGGGCAUAGACACAUCUUACCCCCAGCACUCUGCCAACGUUGGUGGUUUUGUUUUUCGCAGGAGCCCCAUUCGGAGGUCUUACAGUGACCAGGCCUUUGGGCGUAGUCCCCCACACACUCCACGCUCUAAAGAGGCACUGCAGACUCCAACCUCCCGCAGUUCCAGUUCCAGAAGAGCCCUGGCGGCCCCCAUGGACCCUCUGGCAUCUGACGCCCUGUCCGCAGCCUCAGGCCCUGGGGCCCCGACCCCCGUCCCACUCAACCUGCUGUCCGCCCAGAGUGUGCUGCAGGCGGCCAAGGAGCUAGGCCAGCAGGCCUCCCAGAGGCUCCUCCAGACCGUGGCCCAGAAGUACUCCUCCAGAUUUGGUCUCCAAGAGCCUCCUGCUUCUGCUCGUAGCUCCUCAGAGGUUGUUCAGCCAUCCCAGGAGAACAGGAGAAGUCUGCAGCAGGCACCUGAGUCCUGGGUCUGCCCAGAAGAGGAGUCUGGAGCUGCAGUGGAGUUCAUCGUGCUGCGGCGACAGCUGCUGAAGAUGAGUCGACGUCUGGCGGCGCUGGAGCGCCAGAACGUGGAGCACAAGCAGUCGGAGAUGCUGCUCUUCUCCCUCAUGGUGUCGGCCGUGCUGCUCAACGGAUGGCUCUGGAUGCGCAGAUAGAAGCACACACACCCCUCCCGAACUACACUGGGACGCACACACACCAUCCCUAACUUCACUGGGGCCUAAUACAAAGAAGCUGGUUCAGGAGUAAACCAGGUUAAGUUAAGACGUAAAUCAUUUAAUAGAAGAGCCUGUAGUCCUC
Molecule: messenger RNA, 1543 nt
Organism: Engraulis encrasicolus (European anchovy)
Lineage: Eukaryota; Metazoa; Chordata; Actinopteri; Clupeiformes; Engraulidae
Product: mitochondrial fission factor homolog B
Exons: 9
Coding region: 457-1398 (313 amino acids)
Biological process (GO): positive regulation of mitochondrial fission
Cellular component (GO): peroxisome; mitochondrial outer membrane
Source: RefSeq, a predicted model, not a curated record